Molecule: messenger RNA, 872 nt
Organism: Phalaenopsis equestris
Lineage: Eukaryota; Viridiplantae; Streptophyta; Magnoliopsida; Asparagales; Orchidaceae
Product: dof zinc finger protein DOF3.1-like
Exons: 1
Coding region: 111-626 (171 amino acids)
Biological process (GO): regulation of DNA-templated transcription
Molecular function (GO): DNA binding; DNA-binding transcription factor activity
Source: RefSeq, a predicted model, not a curated record
AAAACAAAUCGACAUUCAGAGAACCGAAGGCCAAAUAAUUCUCCCAAAAAACCAAAAUAUAUAUUAAGAAAAAGAUCCACAAAGAGUUCUCUUCCCACCAUUCGUAGACGAUGCAGAGCACGACAGCUUCUUCCCCAAAGCCGCCAUUCUCAGAUCCAGAGCAGAACUUGCAGUGCCCUCGUUGCGAAUCAACGAACACCAAAUUCUGCUAUUUCAAUAACUACAAUCUCUCCCAACCUCGUCACUUCUGCAAAGACUGCCGCCGCUACUGGACUCGAGGCGGCGCUCUCCGCAACGUCCCCAUCGGCGGCGGCACUCGCCGGAACUCCAAAAGAUCUUCCGCCUCCACCGCUACAGCCGGCGUUGCUAAUACCAAGCGUCCCUCGCAGUCUUCCACCUCCGGCGAAGCUCAAAGGCCGGACCUUUUUCAUGUUCCCUUUCUACCAGUGGAUGAUGAAGACCACCGAAUGCUUGAUAUGACUGGAAGUUUCAGCUCGCUUCUGUCUUCCGCUAAUGAUUUCGGUAACUUUCUCGACGGCGAGGAAGCAACGCCGGCGGAUUCGAGUAGCUGGUGCGGGGGUUGCCCAGAUCUUACCAUUUAUACGCCGGAUACGAGGUUUGGGUGAGGGAAGGAAGUGCGGUGUGUAAUCUCUGGUUUGGGCUCAAAUUACAGUUUGUUGAUCUCUCGUUUUGGUGAUGAAUUUGGGGUCUGUUGGUAUGGUGUUUUGGAUUAUGGGAUUUUGAUUUGGUCAUUUAUGUUUUAUUUUAGUUUUCUUUUCAAAAUCUGAUCUUUAACAGUUUGUGAACGUGUGGGUCUUGCCUUCUUGCUUGAUUUCUCUGCUUGUUCAUAUUGAAGGUUUAUUUUUUCUUCU